AUGUGUGACAUGGGGGGAUUGGAUAACCUGGUGGCCAACACGGCCUACCUGAAAGCCCAGGGUGGCGACGACAAGGAGAUGAAAAAGCGUCGUCGGAGUUUGUCACUGCCCCCAGCCGAGCAGUGUGCCACCAUCCGGACUACCAUUGAUAAGAACUUUGAGUCGCUCUGUGAGAGGCAGCCAAUCGGCAAGAAGUUCUUUCGGCAGUUCCUGACUGCUACCCCAGAGUACAUCAAUGCCACUGAGUACCUGGACGAGCUGAAUGACUGGGAUCUGGCGGAAGGCGCUGACAAGGACAAGCAGAGGGCGAACAUGAUGAAAAAGUUUUGCAAGGCCGACUCCAAUAACUUUCUGACCUACCUCACCGGGGAGGUAGCCGACAAGUGUAAGGCAGUGACGGACAAUGACUUUGACGAAGUGAUGAAUGUCAAGGUGAAGGAAGCCACACGGGAGUUUCUGAAAGACAAGCCCUUCACGGACUACCAAACUAGCCCCUUCUUUGACAAAUUCCUGCAGUGGAAGGAGUACGAGAAGCAGCCCAUCAGUGAUAAAACCUUUUAUGAGUUCAGAACUCUGGGUAAGGGAGGUUUCGGAGAGGUAUGUGCCGUACAGGUGAAGAACACAGGCCAGAUGUAUGCCUCCAAGAAGCUGUGCAAGAAGCGCCUGAAGAAGAAACAUGGUGAGAAGAUGGCCCUGCUGGAGAAGCAGAUCCUGGAAAAGGUCAACAGUCUGUUUCUUGUCAACCUGGCCUACGCCUAUGACACCAAGACCCACCUGUGCCUUGUCAUGACCCUGAUGAACGGCGGUGACCUCAGGUACCACAUCUAUUACGUCAGUGAGAAGACCAAGGGUAUUGAGAUGGCACGCAUCAUCUACUACACAGCGCAGAUCUGCACAGGCAUUCUUCAUCUGCAUGAAAUGGAUAUCAUAUAUCGUGACAUGAAGCCAGAGAACGUGCUGCUGGACAGCUUUGGCCAGUGCCGACUCUCUGAUCUGGGUCUGGCCGUGGAGCUACCUGCUGGAAAGACCAUCUCCCAGAAGGCUGGAACCGGAGCGUACAUGGCCCCUGAGAUCCUGAACGAAGUUCCCUACAGGACAUCGGUCGACUGGUGGGCGCUGGGCUGCAGUAUUUACGAGAUGGUGGCUGCCUACACCCCAUUCAAAGGUCCCGAAUCCGGGAAGCAGAAGGUGGAGAAGGAGGAGGUGCAACGGCGCAUCUGCAAAGAGGAACCCCCAUGGGAACACAAGAACUUUGACGCGCCCACCAAGGCCAUCAUCCAGGAGUUCCUCAAGAAGAAGACUGAUGAACGCCUGGGCUGCAAGGGAGGAGGUGAGGACCCCCGUAAGCACGAGUGGUUCAAGUCCAUCAACUUUCCUCGUCUGGAGGCUGGUUUGAUCGACCCCCCUUGGGUGCCCAAGCCCAACGUGGUCUAUGCCAAGGACACUGGCGACAUUGCUGAGUUCUCCGAGAUCAAGGGCAUUGUGUUCGACGCCAACGAUGAGAAGUUCUUCAAGGAGAUUGGCACGGGAGCCGUGGCCAUUCCGUGGCAACAGGAGAUGAUCGAUACGAACCUGUUUGACGAGCUGAACGACCCCAACAGGAAAGAGUGUGCUGGGGGUGAUGACGGGGAGGGGAAGUCUGGCACGUGCACAUUGCUGUGAGCAGUCAAACCUGGCACACAUAUACACCAAAACAUGGCACCAAUACAUCAACUGAUUCGCUCAUGUUCUGUAAAAUUCUUGUAAAACAUUACACACAGAAAUAAUUGAACACAAUGCACUGGAGAACAGCAGGAGACAGAGAUGAGGUAUCCUUCACUGGACUGGGUCGAUUGACAUUGAUUUUAGUAAUAUGUGUUGAAAGUUCCCUGAGCUUCCGAACACAUAGGAGAGUAAAGGUGGCUUUACCAAGACUGGUAUUGGUAGUCUCUUCAGAUUGCAGCUACUCCCAGAUGUUUCUCGUGAUGUUUAGUGCUCUUCUGGCCAACAGGGGUCGUAAGAUUAAAAUAUAACAAAUUCAUAUUGUGGAUAAAACAUUUUUUUUAUGAUUAAUGGAUAAACACAGGCCUCUGUUUACAUACAGCUUGCAUCCGAAAGAUUUGUGUAUGUAGACUGCAGUGCUAGCCCUAGGCCUGAAACCUAGGCAUUGGCCACAAUGGAGCACGGUAUGCUGAAUUUACUAGUUUGGGAAUAUGGUUGGGAUCUCAUUCUUGAUUGUGUUCCAUUAAUUGAAUUUGAUAGAGGCCACGUUUUUUCAACACCCCCCGUCCCCGUCCCCGUCCCGGUCUCGUCACCGUCCCCGUCCCGUCACUGUCCCGUCCCCGUCCCGUCCCGUCCCGUCCCGUCCCGUCCCCGUCACCAAGAUUAAUUUUGUCUCUCGAAAGGCAGAGGUGAUAACUUUUUUGGGGUCAAAUAUUUCAAGAGAUCAAUGUCUGUAUGGACACAUCACCUUUUUAGAAAUUCCACCUGGAAGCGAUCAAAAGCGAAUCAAUAAUAUUUCUACCAUCAGAAGUUAUUUCAAAACAAAAUGUGGCAGAGAUUUACUUACAGUGGGGAGAACAAGUAUUUGAUACACUGCCGA
This is a messenger RNA of Salvelinus namaycush (lake trout), 2581 nucleotides long. RefSeq names its product rhodopsin kinase grk7a-like. NCBI's taxonomy places the organism in Eukaryota, Metazoa, Chordata, Actinopteri, Salmoniformes, Salmonidae. The transcript is spliced from 4 exons. Gene Ontology annotation, biological process: regulation of signal transduction; signal transduction; protein phosphorylation. Gene Ontology annotation, cellular component: cytoplasm. The record is from RefSeq and is a predicted model, not a curated record. The coding region runs from base 1 to 1662 and encodes 553 amino acids. Gene Ontology annotation, molecular function: rhodopsin kinase activity; ATP binding.